Molecule: messenger RNA, 1009 nt
Organism: Wyeomyia smithii (pitcher-plant mosquito)
Lineage: Eukaryota; Metazoa; Arthropoda; Insecta; Diptera; Culicidae
Exons: 2
Coding region: 140-661 (173 amino acids)
Source: RefSeq, a predicted model, not a curated record
UACUGUGAGCGGACGAAUAAAUCGGUAUCAAUCGCGGAAUUUGAGUGUCGUAAGCUAAUCUGUAUAAAUUACAGGAAACCGAAAUAAUUGUUAAUCCGGGGUGAACUCUACAAUUUGGCGCAGCCGGUGCGAUAUAAGGAUGGAUUCUGAAUGGGAGGAAUGGCACCGCUCCUGUGAAAUAGUUUUGGAACUAAAGAAGAUCGAAUCUCAGCACGAAAAGCUUCUUUUUCUGCUAGCCCGAGGAGGCAGGGGCCUACAAAGAAUUUACCACCACCUCGCAUCCGUGGAGGGAGAAAAGUAUCCAGAACCGGUCAAAGUUCCGUUUGCUCCUCAAGAAGUUCCCGAGUAUGACAAUGCUAUCAAGCGCCUCAACGCCUUUUUCGUUGGAAAACGUAAUGAAAGAGUGGAGCUGAAGGUUUUCCGUUCUCUCCGCCAGGCCGCUGGGGAGACAUUCAAUCGAUACAUGCUGAGAUUGCGUACGCAAGCCGCUUGCUGCAAUUUUGGUGAACGUGAGGAGAAAGAAUUACUACAACAAAUAACUGUCGGUGCAAUGGAUGAGAGGGUGCGCGAUAAAGGCCUCGAAAGUACUUUGAAUCUGGAUGAGCUCGUGAACUAUGCCAUUAACCGCGAGGUUUUACUGAAGCAGAAGGAAAAAAUGUAACCAUUUGAAUCCGAAAACGGAGCGGUAGCAGUGGUCAAACAGGAAUGUAAAACAAAGGUAAUGCCAAGGAGUGGACGGUUUACUCAGCCGAUUCAGCGCGAAAAUCGGAACACUGCAUUGCACGAAAUGCUAGGUGCAACAACUGUGGCGCUGUAGGUCACUUUGCAAGGAAGUGUACAGCUAACCGGAACAAGUCGUCUAAAGCUCGAUACUCAUGGAAGAGAGCGGAAGCUAAUGCUUUGCGAGAAGAAAAUGUCCAAAGCGCAGGAUCUGGAUAUCCACUACGACGCGACGAACAUAAGACUUUAGAGGUAGAAUGAGUUUUUUUUAUUUCUUACAUUUUUACUA